Molecule: messenger RNA, 7767 nt
Organism: Scatophagus argus
Lineage: Eukaryota; Metazoa; Chordata; Actinopteri; Scatophagidae
Gene: sema4bb
Product: sema domain, immunoglobulin domain (Ig), transmembrane domain (TM) and short cytoplasmic domain, (semaphorin) 4Bb
Exons: 15
Coding region: 1655-4168 (837 amino acids)
Biological process (GO): neural crest cell migration; negative chemotaxis; negative regulation of axon extension involved in axon guidance
Molecular function (GO): chemorepellent activity; semaphorin receptor binding
Source: RefSeq, a predicted model, not a curated record
UGCCCGCUCGAUGCUCGUUUGUUUUCAGGUUAAACACCUUCUCACGUUUAGACGGAGAGAAGCGCUGUGGAACCUCAUCUAAACCUACGACGUGUGUGUGUUUGAAGGAGAAAACACACUCUGUGGACCUCUUUAGCCCGGCAUGAAUGUACAUUUUAAGUAUUAAAGUUAAACACUUUGUGCCAAGACGGGAUAUGAAAAGCUUACAUGAAAGUGUUGGUGCUUUGCCUGGUGAUGAUCAAUAUUUUUUCUUUUUUUUUUGCGGUCUUGCUCACCUCCGAAUUGCUUUCAUGUAAUUUCAGUCAGGGAUGUGGUGGUGAGGUUCUCGUGCACAUUUUGCGUGCCUCUUUAAAAUCCCCAAAGUAUCAUUUAUAAAUCUGAAUUAACACUAAUUAAAUAGCAGUAUUGCUGUAAAGCAGAGGAAGUCUGAUGGACCGGCUCCUCUGUUUUCUAUCUAUACAUGUGGGUAAGCAGCUGCUACACGCACCCACCCCACACCCACACCCCCCUGCUAAAAAAAAAAACAAAAAGGUGUUGCAUUGGCUCUGCUCUGUUUCACCAGACACAUUGGCAGAAAUGGUGCUGCUGGGCUCUGAUUGAUCAUCCAGGUCUGUUAACACCACGUGGAGCGUUUUGGAAUUGAUUCUGUCCAGCUUCAUACCUGCUCACUGCCACCUCGCUUGUUUCCUGUUAUUCUCUUCCAAACAGCUGUCUCUUCUUGUCUUUUCUGGCACUUUGUAGUGUGUUGACUUACUUCCCAUGCCAGUGAGAGCCAAAGCUUAGUUCAGUGUUUAGAUGGUGCUAAUGUGCUUUGUUGGAAUCUGACUGUAAAUGACUGGUGAAGAAGUCUCUCCCCUUUGGGCCUCUGCUGCUGCUCUGACUUUAUCAGUAGCACUUAUAACACUGACAGCCUCUCUGCCCUCUUACUGUCAACAAAGCUGCAGAAACCUGUGUCUUGUGUGCUCCCCCCAUCAUCCCUCUUUGAAAAACACACAGGCAUACACAGACCCCCACCCACCCAAUCAUGCACACAUUCACACACUCAAAACAAACAUGCAGACUCCACCCACCGUAGCAGCUUCAGAGGAAUGGUCAGCAUGUGGAGAGGUUGUGGUAAAAGAGUUGGAAGGGAAGUGGAAACUGGGGAGGGGAGUCGCUGCUGCUUUUAACGCCCAAAAAGUUAGUGAUAUACAGUGUCCAGAGGGACUGGAAGUGCUCAGUACAAGCUGAUGGGAACUUGUGUGUUCAUGGGUCCCCGUGCAGCCUUUCAUACAGUGCUGAGACGUGGGAAAACAGUCAUUUCACUGAGCCGAAGCCAGACUGCACCCAGGAUGAGAUCCAAAAUGACUUCUACUAAAUGGCCACUGGUCAGAGCUCAGUGAUGAUCCAUUGAAAAGCAGUUUGAGUAGAUGAUAACAAACAACCUUUAUUAAAGAAAGGAUUCCUCUUCUCUGUACUAAGAGUCUGUUAACUGUGUGUAAGGACCACUGGGAGUACAAGAAUCAAGCCAAGGGCACAUUCACUUCCCGCUGGCCUGCAGGAAGAUGGGAGUGAGAAAAUAAAGCUCUUUGGAGUCCAGAGAAGCUUAAUGAAUUCCAAGGAAUCUUAAAACAAACUGCAUUUUUGUAUGUCCCUGUGAGAGGAUCAGGCAACUAUGUGGACAUCGGCUGCAACUGCCCACAGUCUUCUGGCUGCUGCACUGCUAAUGGCUAGCUGCUUCCAAUCACUGAUGGUCACUGAGGAUGAUGUCACACCACGCAUCAGUUUCCCUUACAAUGCAAAGGAGAGGUCAGCCAAGAGAUUCUCUGUGGACGGCAUCUUUAAUUACACCUCUAUGCUGCUCAGCCAGGAGGACGACAUGCUGUACGUCGGAGCCAGGGAGGCGCUGUUCGCCCUCAGCCUCUCAGACAUCAGCAAGACCAAGCUGCAGAAGAAUCUGACGUGGGGCACUCCUGCUGGUAAAAGAGAGGAAUGCAGCUUCAAAGGGAAGAACCUUGAGACUGAUUGCUUCAAUUACAUCAAAAUUCUCCUGCGGCUGAACAGCACUCAUCUCUAUGUGUGUGGCACUUAUGCCUUCAGUCCCAUUUGUGCCUACAUAAACACGUCAACAUUUACACUGGAGAGAGAUGAAGUGGGCGAGGUCGUGAUGGAAGAUGGGCGCAGUCGCUGCCCCUUUAAUCCAGAGUACAAAUCCACUGCCAUCAUUGUUGAUGGAGAAUUGUACACUGGUACUGUCAGCAACUUCCAAGGGAAUGAACCAGUCAUUUACAAGAGUCUGGGUCAGGGAACUGCUCUGAAGACAGAAAACUCUUUGAAAUGGUUGCAAGAUCCUGUCUUUGUCGGAUCUGCUUACAUCGAGGAGAGUCAGCCAAUAGGAAACCCUGUGGGAGACGACGACAAGAUUUACUUCUUCUUCAGUGAGGCGGGAAAAGAAUUCGACUUCUUUGACAACACCAUUGUGUCGAGGAUUGCUCGCGUGUGCAAGGGUGACAAAGGCGGUGAACGCGUUCUGCAGAAGAAGUGGACCACCUUCCUGAAAGCCCAGCUUCUGUGUUCCCUCCCUGAUGAUGGCUUCCCCUUUAACAUCAUCCAGGACAUGUUUGUCCUGAAGCCCAUAGGAGACAGCUGGGAGAGCACCGUCUUCUACGGUGUCUUCACCUCCCAGUGGUAUAAAGGAGCAUCUGGUAGCUCAGCAGUGUGCGCUUUCACCAUGGCACAAGUGGAAAGAGCCUUCAGCGGCCGCUACCGGGAGGUCAACAGGGAGACACAGCAGUGGUACACCUACAACCACCCAGUGCCUGAGCCACGGCCCGGGGCGUGCGUGACCAACCACGCCAGGCAAAUGGGUAUCCGGUCGUCCUUACACAUGCCCGACAAAGUGCUCAACUUCGUCAAGGACCAUUUCCUGAUGGAUAGCGUGAUCCGCAGUGCUCCUCUGCUGCUGAAACGCAGUGUGCGCUACACACAGAUCGCCGUGCAUAAGAUCCAAGGCAUGGAGAGAGCCUACGACGUGCUCUUCAUUGGAACAGAUGAUGGAAAGCUCCAUAAGGCCAUCAAUGCCAACGAUAAGAUGCACAUCAUAGAGGAGAUGAUUCUGUUUCCUGAGCCUCAGCCCGUGCAACACAUUGAACUGGAUCCUCAGAGGGGUCUGUUGUUUGUGUCAUCCAACUCCGGCCUGGUGGAGGUUCCUGUGGCCAACUGCUCCAACUACCUGAGCUGUGGAGAGUGUGUGUUGUCCAGAGACCCCUACUGUGCCUGGACCGGGCGGCUGUGCAGGGAUGUCAGGAUGGCUCCACCUGACAGUCACUGGCAGCAGGAUGUGGAGGAGGCUGAUACAUCAGCGAUUUGUAACAGGACUUUUCCCAGUGCCAGAUCUGCCAGACCAGCAGCUUCUCGUGGCACUCAUUGCAAGCUCAUUACUAUCCCAGCCAACACAUUCAGGGUCCUGCCCUGUAAGCUGCGCUCUAACCUGGCACAGAGGAGGUGGCGUUACAGUGACAGCGCCAGCCAGUUCCUCUACGCUACUCCUGAGGGGAACCUGGUAGUUGUGGCUCAAGCCGACAGGAUCGAGACCUACGAGUGCUGGUCAGAAGAGGAAGGUUUCCGCCAGCUGUUGGCCAAUUACUGUGUGCGGGCAGAGCCCCGCCAGGAAAGCACCACUCUGAUCGGUCACUCACGUACACCGUACAUUGAGCGAGAGGAGACCAUCAUACUGCCCGGCGAGUCCCGUUCUGAGCAGGUCCACACGAAAACUUACUGGAACGAACUGAUCGUCGUGUGUGCCCUGCUAGCAUUCUCCCUUGUGGUCUUCUCCUUGUUCGUCAUCUACAGGAACCGAGAUCACAUGAAGUCCAUGCUGAAGCAGGGUGAGUGCCCUAACAUGCAGCAGAAGAAGCCAAGGAUAGUGGGAAAGCCUGCAGAGAGCUUACCCCUAAACGGUAACACGAUCCCUGUUUCCACUUCUGAUCACAAGGGCUACCAGACGUUAAAUGACAACUACAUCUGCAGCACGCCCACCCACGAGUCCUCGCCAGACAACAGCAAGAGCUUUUCUGAGGCUUCCGACAGGCGACCUCUUAACCUGAAGGAGAGCCACGUGGAAUACUCCCCAACCUGUCCUCGGCCCAGAGUCAGGCUCGGCUCAGAGAUCAAAGACUCUAUCGUAUGAGAGCACAGUGUUCACUAAAAAGAUGCCGCACUGUAUCUCCAUGAAGGAUACAGGCUACCGAGCAAAGGAGAGGAGACCCCGACAUCCUUCUACAUCACAGCACAUAUUUUAUUUUAGUCAUCUUUCUUCUGUGAUCAGUGCGGAGGUCAUUUCAUUUAACUAUUUCCACUCCGAAGCCAGAGGUCGGCCCAGUUUGCUGCUGAAAGGCAGGAAGACGACGCAGCACAACACCUCGGUUUUAACCAGGAUCACGAGCCGUGGCAGCUGCUAAGAAUAGUUAUGAGACAGUCUUUGUUUGAGUCAUUCUCGUGGCUGCUAAUGGCCACUAAUGUGUGAGAGUAUAGGGCUGGGCAAUUUGAAGAGGAAAAUAACAAAAUCAACAGAAGAGCUUCUUCUGGUAUCAGUAUUUAUUACAGUAUCUGUUUAGGUAUGAUCCAUCAUUAAAUUGUCUUUUUGAUCUCCAUCACAUGAUGUGAUUAAAACAACAAAUCAUGAAUAAUAAAUAUUGAUAUGUUGCCCAGCUCUAUUUGAGUAUGUGUAGACUUGCACAUGCUCUGCAGAAGAUAGACGCUACAGAAUCUAGAUUUCUGUCAUUAUGCAGAUUAAAACCAAGCUGCAGCUACACGGUGACCAAGACUUCAUGUUUGGGAGAAUAUAAUACAUGUAUUGCCUUUUCAUUAUGAUCCACACAUUCGGGAGGUCAGAAGUCAGAAGCACAGUCAUUCCCUUUUGCUGAAUAAGUGUCAUGACUGUAUGAGGAUAAAGAUGAUGGAACAUUAAGGCACACCAGGAGAACAAAAUCGAGCCCUCUUAACAAACAACAAUUAAAAGGACUGCAACUUCUACCACAGAUGAUCAAAGAAAUGUGUUCAUAAAUUGUGCUCCAGGGUCUAAAUACUGACCUUUACUCCUGAAUGUACGCUGUAGUUCAAAGAACGUCUGUUUUAUUCACACAUCACUGCACCGUGGACAAUAUGGUGAACCCAUUGCUCUGCUUAUCUGAGACAGUCCUGCUCUUCAGCAUUGACCUGCAGUUACCCUAAUGUUCUCAUAAAUUGAUACAGACACCUUUUUGAGGUGAAUAUGGAAAGAGACAGUCAAAGCGGACAGUAAAAAAAAAGAGAGCCAAGACAAAAGGGCCUCGUCCACACCUCUACCAUGUUCAGGGCGGCACUGAAGUCAUCAUGUGCACUGUGCCAAAAAGCAGAAAUAACUUGAUUGUCUUCUCUAAAUGCAAUAGUGCCAUUCUGUCAUGACCACUGCCAUGCUUUGUGUUAACAUUGAUCACUGUCGAAGAGCACAUGGUGAUGGAACCAGAGUUGGCUUUCACAGAACGUAAAGUGGCACUAACAAUAAACAAAUGUGAAGUGCAAGGUUGGAAAUUUCUUUAAGACUGUUAGCUCAUAAUGAACCUAUGAGACUGUGCUGGGGCCAAAGGAUAUGGCAUGGAGAUUUCUUCAUGUGAAAACUUGUCUUGCGGGUUGUGAGAAAAUAUUCCACUUUUCUUUCAACUGCCCUUAAAGGAGUUAUAUGCCUUCUUAAUAUACACUGAAACAUGCAUACACAACCAAUUUGAGACUAUUGGGCUUGAUGAACAACACAAACUUUUUUUAAGUGCUAAAAAGCCCAUUGUGAAAAUGAAAAAAGUCACAUAACAGCUAGUAACAGCCAUCACUAUUGUGGAGAAAAAAAAUACUCUGUGGUCUCUUGUCCAGACUGCAGCUGCACUAUGUAGUGAUGUAGUUGCACUGAGUGUGGCAUUGGCUCAGUAGAACCUCCCCCAUCAGGUUGCAUUUCUUACAUACAUGGCAUUCACCACACUCAGUCAGAUGUCAAGUUGAAGUUAAUGUGAAAGCACAAGUAAUCAGGGUCUUGAAUACUUAACAGAUUUGCACAUGUCUGUAAAAUUGGAGCAAAUUCACAGAAAGGCAACUACUGAAAGAUGUAAAGUGUGGCUGCUAAGGAACAUGAUUUUUAGAAAUCAGUUAUUACAGGGACCAGUGCAGCCAUCACAAACACUCUUGCACCCACAUAUUGCUUAGACGUUUAAGACUAAACAAGCAGAGUUUUCCAAAGAUGUAGGAAUUUGGUUGUUGUGUAAAUCUGAAUGAAAAACACUUACACGGCCGUAGGGACAAUAUGGCACCACGUGUCUUAGAAUACAUCACCAGUUCACUGUAAUGAUCAAGUAAGCUUACAGCUAUAUAUUCCAGUAUCAUACAGAAUAAACAUUUUGUCAUUUUAAACACUGAGCAGACAACAAAAUGCUAUGUAACUGCUACAAGUUAACAAAGUAAUUGCACAGCAAGCACUGCACAGCAGUGGUCAGUGUUUCCUUUUUUCAGUUUUUGUUGUGUAUAUACAGUAUCUGUGCUUAAUAUUGUGUGUUUCUAAGGGACCUUGUGCAAGAUGUGUUGUAGAGAUAGUCUUGAAAAUAGAGAGUGAACACUGCUGAUAUUUUGUUUUCAUAGAGCUUUGCUGCCUACUUCAGCAUAUACUUCAACCCUUGCACAGAUUGCUGCACAUUUUUCACCGUGCUGUUAGUUCAGCACCUGACCUGGUUUUAACAAGCAUGUCAAAGCAGGAGGACAUAUUUGUUUUUAUUUUCAUGCUAUACUGAAUUAAAGGGGUAGUUUGAUAUUGGAGAAAAUAGGCUUAUUCACUUUCUUGCUGUGAGUUAGACAAGAAGAUAGAGACCUCUCUUGUCUGCACACUAAAUAUGAAGCUACACCAGCAGCCUGUUAGCUUAGCUUAGCUUAGCAUAAAGGCUGGAAACGGGGAGAUUGCUAACCUGAGGUAACAAAACCUGUCCAAUAACACCCUGAGGUUUAGUAAUAUAGUUUUCAUUCAUGAUUGUGACUGAUUUGUUACCUUUGUACAGAAGCAGACUGGACUAGUUUUCGCCAGUUACUAGUCUUUAUACUAAUAUAAGCUAACUGGAUGUUGACUGCAGCUUCCUAUUUACCACUGUGAAACUUCCAAGUUAAGUAAACACAACAACUGUAUAAUACGAAUGAAUCGGAUGCUAAAAGCUUUGGUGCCGGGCAUUGCUUGUCACAGCUAAGGCAGAUAUUCUAAAAUCUAACAUGGUGGCUGAAUACCCUGCUUUGAGAUGCUUGGUGGAUAACCUCACAACAGACUUUCAAAAUGCCUUUCAGAUAUCAAGUUGUUCUGCCUUUAACCAUUGUUCACCACCCAGCUGUGACCUCACCAACAGAAAUGUGGUGAAUGGUGUGAUUGUAGCCCUCCAUGGGUACACUCAGCUCCACAACACGGGUCAACAGAAGAUUUACAGAUUCAGCCAAGCCACCAUAGACUUUACCUGCAAACAAUAAGACUGGGAGCUGCUCAAAAUCUUGUACCUUUCUGCAGUCUUUGCUUGUGUCAAAAGUGAUGCUGUGCACAUAGAAAACAUUUUUCUGAACAGGUCAGUGUUUAUUAAUAAUAAUAAUAAUAUUUCCUAAUCUCAUCUAGAACAGCUGAAUUUACAAUAUCAUUUGAAUUUAAAAGUUAACAGUGUCAAAAAAGGUCAAUACUGUGUCAUAAAUGCAUAUUUAUUAAUGACGUGCUUUUCAUUAAAAAGCAAAUACUACCAUGGU